Molecule: messenger RNA, 4564 nt
Organism: Ostrinia nubilalis (European corn borer)
Lineage: Eukaryota; Metazoa; Arthropoda; Insecta; Lepidoptera; Crambidae
Product: insulin-like growth factor-binding protein complex acid labile subunit
Exons: 9
Coding region: 394-2532 (712 amino acids)
Biological process (GO): long-term memory
Cellular component (GO): plasma membrane; extracellular matrix
Molecular function (GO): protein binding
Source: RefSeq, a predicted model, not a curated record
GCUCGCGUCGUGAACGGACGUGUCCCCGCGCCGCCUGUCCGCGCCCGAUACAUCGACGUGCAUAAAAAUAACAAAUAACUGACACUCCUGUCCUCACUCGCAGUCUACCGAAUUGACGUAACUGGAUCCCCGUUUUGUUUUCCCCCCAGUUUUAUUGUUUAUAUUGUUAGCAAGUGCAAAAUGUGAUGUUAUGUGUGUUCAACGAGCGUGCCGUCCUGUGUAACGUUGCCCUAAAGUGAACUCGAUGGAUACCUAAUGUGCUUUUGAAUUCGGAGUAAUAACGUUUUUGGUCGUCGCAGCCGGAUUUUUCACACACUAAGGUUCAGGGAUGACUCCGCAGUCUCCUCACUUAUCGAGACAAUUUUCCUGAUCUCUACAUUGGAUUGGAAUGAGAUGAGACGAAGAUCUGGCCGACAGAUAUGCGAAAGGACUGACGACCGUGCACGUAACUACAGCCGUAACGCCGACAUGACGGUACGUCAAAACCAGAAUUAUACUGAACCAGCUAUGACGAAGGAAGCUCCACUUACGCGUGAUUCAAGCCCAGGCCUUAGUAUAUCAAUGAUGGCGCCGCUGCGCUUCGGGCGAGGCCUCGCGCGGUUCCUUCUCUCCAACACUUUUGUGGUGGUGUUAUUGUCACUGGAGCUGGUGGUGUGGCGCAGCGGCGCGGCGGCACUGGCCAACUGCCCCAGCGGCUGCAGCUGCAACGACGACACGCUCGUGGUGGUGUGCCAGGAGAGCCGCCUCGACGUGCUGCCCAUCGCGCUCAACCCCUCCAUCCAGCGGCUCAUCAUCCGCAACAACAAAAUCAAAACCAUCGACAGCUCCAUGCAGUUCUACGCGGAACUGCAACACCUCGACCUCUCCCAGAACCACCUCGUCAACAUACCCAUAAAAAGCUUUGCUUAUCAACGCAAGCUGCAAGAGUUGCACCUCAACAGCAACAAACUAUCCUCAGUAACGAACACCACCUUCCAAGGCCUCAAUUCCCUAACAGUACUGAACUUAAAACGAAAUUUCCUCGAGGAACUCACGAAUGGAGUCUUCUCAACCCUCCCCAGAUUAGAAGAACUUAAUCUAGGACAAAACAGAAUAUCUAGAAUAGAACCCAGAGCAUUCGCCGGACUCUCUGCCUUAAGAAUACUAUAUUUAGAUGACAAUCAACUAAGUUCAGUGCCUACGACUUCCUUCAGUCUACUGGGAAGUCUCGCCGAGUUACAUGUUGGCCUUAACGCGUUCUCGUUUCUGCCAGACGAUGCGUUUGCUGGGCUGAACCGGCUGGCAGUUCUAGAUUUGAAUGGAGCUGGACUCUCAAAUAUUAGUGAAGACGCUUUCAGAGGACUUCCUGGAUUACGGAGCCUCAACCUGUCUGGAAAUAGGUUAAAUGUUGUACCGACACAGCAAUUGUCUGGUCUUACGAGAUUAGAGGAAUUGUACAUUGGACAAAACGACUUUUUCGUGUUAGAAAGUCACUCAUUCAAAGGCUUGAAAAAUCUCAAGUUACUUGAAAUUGUGGGCUCACCAAUACUGGAGAGGGUCGAAAAAGGAGCAUUCGAGGACAACAUUAAUUUGGAAACAGUAACUCUGAUUAAUAACAAGAAAUUGUCAAUCAUCGAAGAAGCUACUUUGUUAGGUUUGCCAAAACUAAAGCACGUGUCUCUGAGGGAUAAUGCUAUUGUGACCUUGAGUGACUCGGUUUUUAUCGGCAAGGAGCUGAAACAACUGGAUUUGAGCGACAAUCCCAUAUUCUGUGAUUGUCAAAUUCUUUGGCUUCAAGAAUUGUUAACUGAAAAGACAAACUUCACUCAAGUUCAAUGUGCGGCUCCGGACAAUGUAAAAGAAAGGAAUCUGAAACACCUCGGUGCUGAGGACUUGGGCUGCAUGCUCCACGACACGCGGCAGCAGACUAUCAUUGGCAUAAUCGUCGUGGCUUGCGUGGCCACAAUCGUCACUCUAGUGCUAAUUUUGUAUAGAUACCGCAAGAGCAUGCAGGAGAAGCUGAAGGAUUACAAGUGGAACAAGGGUCGCAAGAACCUCGAGUACCACAAGCCCAUCUCCACGGAGGAGGACUGCAUACUAGAGCUUUACGCCUCCCCGAGCGUGUUCUUCAUGUCGGGCAGCCAGGGCUCCGCCCGGCGGCCGCAGCGCUCGGGAGGCGGCGGCGGCACUCUCCCCGCCAACGGAUUCACGUACAUCGGCGGCGACCCCCGCCACCAGCCGAUGACGCUCAACAACGGCGCCCCGGCGCACCACCUCAACAACGGGUCGCUGCGCUCGCUGCCGGACAAGAAGAACAACCGGAACGGCGUCGUGUGCCACCCGGAGAACUUCCAGCGCAACCUGGACACGCGCUACUCGCGCAAGCAGGAGAACGGCUACCUGCGCAACUCCGAGACCAUCCUCGGCUUCCCGCGCGCCGAGCGCGAGCUGCGCGAGAGCGACUACAGCGAGCCCGAGUACUCCGUGAUCCCGGAGGCCUACGCGCGCGACGACUACCGCGCCUGCGCGCACUCCAACACCUUCAACUGUUGAGCCGCGCUCGCGCCACGGACUCUCCUCAAUCGUUUGUGAUCUUGUAAUUCUAGCAAUAAAUCUUCAUUCCAUUAAGUUUUCUAUGGACGGACUGAUGUGACGGGACGUAGUGCUCUAGAGCGGUUAGUGACGUUAGUGACUCGGGUCCGGUGUACGUAAGACCAGUGAGGACUAUCCUAUAUCGUAAUUCGGUUUAAAAGAGUACCUUAUUUGUAAAUUAUAAAUUUAAGUAGUGAUGGAUCUAUUUUUCAAUGGGUUGUCGGGCAUGGAAGUGUGACUUUCAUCGAGUCGUACAAUGUACAGCUAGUCGCGGCCGGGUGUGCGCACGAGUGCGGCGCCGCCAUCGCAAACAUGUGAUUGUAAUUAUUUCUACCAGUGCGGUGGAAUUUGUAUUUGAUUUUGUACAAAAACCAUUCCAUAAGAAAUCUUUUAAUGUCUAAUAUUUUAUUUAUAAAUGAAUAAAUUAAGUGUGCGUUAAAUAAGACACCAAUAUGAAGAAUAUUAGAGAUAAUGAUGUAAAUAUAUUUAUACUAUAUUGAGAAAUUUAUAAAAUUUAAUACGAUCUUGUUCUUCUAAAAUUAUCAUAAAAUUAUUUCGGUAUUUCUGAUAUUGUAUUGUUUGCUAUAUCGACUGAUAUCCUACUUAUGAGAUUUCGUACUUCUGUCACUAUUAUUGUAUAAUAUCCACUUACACCGACUUCGUAUUGUGUAGGUACAGGAGCACCCGUUGUUUCGCUUGGCUCAUCCAUUUGUGUAAUGCUCAAUCCUAAUAUUGCAAUUUACUUAUUAAGAUUGUUGGAAUUACUUGCCCUACUUAUUUACUGUGUCAUAUAUCGCUGGAGCUGCGCAGUUGUUAUUUUAUUUUUUAAGUUAUCAUUUCUUAAACUAGCUACCGUUUUCAUUUACUCCAUUGUUUUUGUUAUUACAAAAUGAAGACUGUGUGUAUGUUUGCUGUCUGAGGAAAUAGAUUAGAUUGCUUUAUUAAAACCAAAUGUUUUCUAGACUUAAAUAUAAAAUAGAUAGUCGAGAAAUUAAGUAACCACAGAUGUGAAAGAUCGUUAGGUAGGUAAACUUAAUUUCUGGAUUAAUUAAUAUGAUAUACGAAUACGAAGCAAUAAAAAGAGUUCAAAAUAGCCGGUGCACUGUAAACUGUUGCAUUGUAAUGUAAUGCAAAUAAGUAAAAAACAAUUACGCAACAUACUUCAUUAAAACUUUUUUCAUUUCAUAUGUAAAUCUAUUUAAUAUUUUAGUUAAGGGUUGUUUGUCGUGUCAAAUAUUAAUUAUGUAUUUUUUUGAACAUAUUGGGGCAAUAUCUCUUGAUGUGGAAAAUCCAGUGUGCCCACAAUCAAGACAAGUUUGUUGUACUUAUUUUAUGCAUUCUAAAAUUGUCUUUAACAAACGCCAUGUUAGUAAACUAUCUAUAAAAUCAUCGUAGCGUGUAAAACACACGUUUUCCUUUUACUAGAAGGAUAUUUUCUUAAACGAAUCCCUUUUUACAUUGACUGUUUAUUUCCAACAAGAAGUAAGAAUUUUUGGCAGCUAAGUAGGUACCUACCUAAUAGUACCUAUACAUAUAUUUUAGUUAAUUUAUUAGUCUGUCGAUGUUCAAUGUUUUGUAUGAGAUUGGAUUUAAAUUCGACCAGUGUAAAUAACUCAAUGUCAAAAAAACAUGAAAAAUCUGAUCCAUCAUAUCAAUAAUCUCAGGAUUUUCUUGAUAACAAUUUCUUGCUUCUUGUUGGCCAUAAACUAUAUCCUUUUAUCUACAACUGAGUAAGGACCUACACCAUAUAAUCUGAUCUUAUGGUGACAUUUCUUUAUUGUAAAUAUUGAGAAAUUAAAGACUAAGCGACAAAGGCAUGCGUUAGUGCCUACUGAAUGCCUAAAAAGUAUACAAGAAAAUGAUGAAUACAUAUGAGAAAUUGUGAUUAGUGUACUUUCACGACAUUGUAAUAGAUCAUCGGUCAUUUCUGUACUUUAUUGUAGUUAUAACCUACAUACAAACUCGAUAAAUAUAACAUACCUCAAAUUCGAAA